AUGUCAAAACUAAAAAUGAUAGAAAAUGAAAAGAUCUUUUUAUGUAGCCUUCAUAAAUAGCCUGUAAUGAUGGUUAAUCUGGAUUCUUAGUUAGAGUUAAAUUAAAGACUCUUGUGUAAUCAAUGUAUUGAUUACAUGGAACCGUAUUCAAAUGUAGUUGGAUUUAAGAGAGUUGUUCAAAUGAUGGAGGGAAAUUGAAAGAAUUUUUAGGAGUUCUUGGACAACAAGAUUGAUGUAGAUCUCAGACACGUUGAAUCAUUAUAUACACAUAUAAUUGCUUUGAAGUCAUAACUUAUUUAAUUAUUGGAUCAAUUAAUAGGAAAUACAAAGGAUUGGAUUUAGAAUUUAUAAUCCACACAUUAAAGCCAAAAAGAGUAUAGCUUCUUUAAGGAGUUAGACUCAAUAAUAUUGAAAUAAGAAUUAAUACAGAAUGAAAAGAUGAAUUUAACUAAUUAGAUUAAAAAUAUAAACAAUCCUUGGGGCAAUAAAUUUAAGUAUUAUUUAGGAUCAUUUCAAUAAUACCCACAAUAUCAAAAGUGUUAAGAAAUUUUGAAUUAAAUAAAUGAAUCAGACGAACUUAUUUAAAUAAAUUAAUCAGGCCCAGCUCAAUUAGUACUCAUUGAUGAUUCAACGGAAUAACAAGAGAAGUGCAAAGCUAUCGCGUUUGACCCAACAGGAAAGAUAAUGAUUUCAACUAGUAAUAAUGACAUCAAAAUGUGGAAUUUUGAAAAAGGAAAAAUCACAUUAACUGAUACUCUAUGCGGCGGAUAUAGCAAAGUACAGAACUGCUUCCUAUCUUGA
Molecule: messenger RNA, 801 nt
Organism: Paramecium octaurelia
Lineage: Eukaryota; Ciliophora; Oligohymenophorea; Peniculida; Parameciidae
Source: the annotation of a GenBank genome assembly